Colletotrichum navitas is the source of this 795-nucleotide messenger RNA. RefSeq lists its product as uncharacterized. The transcript is spliced from 4 exons. The coding region runs from base 1 to 795 and encodes 264 amino acids. NCBI's taxonomy places the organism in Eukaryota, Fungi, Ascomycota, Sordariomycetes, Glomerellales, Glomerellaceae. The record is from RefSeq and is a predicted model, not a curated record.
AUGGGCGCGACAACACUAACCCUGAUUAGUCUUGCGGCUUUCGCGUCUUCCGGUGUGGCCCAGCAGUUCCCAGGUGUCCCGGGUAACGGGAACGGAAAUGGCAACGGGUUCGGCAAUGGCAACGGCGGCAACGGGUUCGGAGGUGGCAACUUCAACAACUUUGUGGGCUUCAACAUCCAGGAGGCCAUGCACACGCGGAGGAUCCACGGCAUUCUGGCUACCAUCGCCUUCGUCAUCGUCUUUCCCGUAGGCUCGAUCGCCAUGAGAAUCAUCCCGGGUCGUUUCUCCUGGCUUCUACACGCUCUCAUCCAGAUGGCCGGCUUUGUUCUAUACAUCGCUGCUGCUGCACUGGGUAUCAAGUUGACUCAAGAUGUCAGAUUUGGCGGAACAAGUCUGUUUGAGAUCAGCACCAUCAACUUUCACCCCAUCAUCGGGCUCGUCAUCCUCGCCGUUUUCUUUUUUCAGCCUAUCUUUGGCUAUAUCCACCACAUACAGUUUAAGAAGUAUGGCGUCCGCCAGACCUGGUCGCACAUUCAUCUCGCCAUUGGUCGCCUCCUUAUCCCUCUGGGCAUUAUCAACGGCGGUUUGGGGCUCUACAUCUCUAACUCGCCCAAGGAAUUCAAGAUCGUGUACGCCAUUCUCGCUGCCGUUUUCGGCAUCGCCUGGAUCUUUGUCGCUGUAAUCAGCGAGAGCCGUCGCACUGUCGUAUCUGCUUCUGUCUCGUAUUGGGCCCCUCUUCGUCCUCGUCGAGGCGUGACAGCCGAGGCCGCGACGGGUUCAUUUAUGGCAGCUUAA